AUGGGGCACCUACUUGCGCCGCUCCGCGCGGUCGGCAGCCCCGGGGCGCCAGGCCUGCCUGUGGCCAGCGGCCCGGGACGCCGGCGCUUCCCGCAGGCGCUCAUCGUGGGCGUGAAGAAGGGCGGCACGCGCGCCCUGCUGGAGUUCUUGCGGCUGCACCCCGACGUCCGCGCGAUCGGCUCUGAGCCCCACUUCUUCGACAGGUGCUACGAGCGCGGCCUCGCCUGGUACCGGAGCCUGAUGCCACGCACCCUGGACGGGCAGAUCACCAUGGAGAAAACCCCUAGCUACUUCGUGACUCGGGAGGCUCCUGGCCGCAUCCACGGCAUGUCCCCAGACACGAAGUUGAUCGUGGUGGUGCGGAACCCCGUGACUCGGGCCAUCUCCGACUACGCCCAGACUCUCUCCAAGACCCCGGGCCUGCCCAGCUUCCGUGCCCUGGCCUUCCGCCAUGGCCUGGGCCCCGUGGACACAGCCUGGAGCGCCGUGCGCAUCGGCCUAUACGCCCAGCAUCUGGACAACUGGCUGCGCUUCUUCCCCUUGUCCCGCUUCCUGUUCGUCAGCGGUGAGCGCCUGGUCAGCGACCCGGCUGGAGAGGUGGGCCGUGUGCAGGACUUCCUGGGCCUCAAACGGGUGGUCACGGACAAGCACUUUUACUUCAACGCCACCAAGGGCUUCCCCUGCCUCAAGAAGGCCCAGGGGAGCAGCAACCCGCGCUGCCUGGGCAAAUCCAAGGGCCGACCCCACCCCCGGGUGCCCGCGGCUGUGGUCCAACGGCUGCGGGACUUCUACCGGCCCUUCAACCGCAAGUUCUACCAGAUGACUGGCCAGGACUUCGGCUGGGACUGAGCAGGACAGGCCAGCCCGUGUGGACACUCAGGAACCUCAGUUGGUGCCCGUCCCCUGGCCAGAACAGCCCGUGUACAGAUGAUGGGUGGAGGAAAAUAUUUAAGAAAUAAAGUUUGG
Molecule: messenger RNA, 966 nt
Organism: Leptonychotes weddellii (Weddell seal)
Lineage: Eukaryota; Metazoa; Chordata; Mammalia; Carnivora; Phocidae
Gene: HS3ST6
Product: heparan sulfate-glucosamine 3-sulfotransferase 6
Molecular function (GO): [heparan sulfate]-glucosamine 3-sulfotransferase activity
Source: RefSeq, a predicted model, not a curated record